This is a messenger RNA of Vespa mandarinia (Asian giant hornet), 1439 nucleotides long. RefSeq names its product salivary endonuclease-like. Gene Ontology annotation, biological process: apoptotic DNA fragmentation. Gene Ontology annotation, cellular component: nucleus; mitochondrial inner membrane. Lineage: Eukaryota; Metazoa; Arthropoda; Insecta; Hymenoptera; Vespidae. Gene Ontology annotation, molecular function: RNA endonuclease activity; metal ion binding; single-stranded DNA endonuclease activity. The record is from RefSeq and is a predicted model, not a curated record.
CUAUCUGUUAGUUCACCUGUAUAAACUGAUAAAGGAAAAUAAUUAUCAGUGAACAUUACUGAAUAGUAUAAAAGGCAAGUAACUACGAAAAACGAAAUAGAUCAUGAAACGCGACACGAAAUAAAAGAACAUCUACCAUGCUGAGGAUCGUGAUACUUUUAAUUCAUAUUUUAUUAAUCGUUGCCAGACCAACUGAAAAUGAUGUAGAAAAUGACAACACGACUGAUAUAGAAUUUUUACGCAAUAAUUGCGUUCUAUCCACGAAAUACAAGUAUGGCGAUCUUAAAGAACCACAGCCAUUGAUUCUAACUCGAAAUGGUACUGCAUCGGCGAUACUUUAUCCCAACGUUAACGGUACAUUAAAUGUGCGAGCAGGUCAGUCGAUUUAUUUGGCAUGUCCGGGAGAACGGAAUUUUAUAAAAAACACGGAUUACGCCCAGGAAGUGAAAGCUACCUGCGUAAGGAAUAAAAUAUUUCACGUUAACGGUGAAAAUCGAAAUUUUUCAUCAUUGAUAUGUUAUCAUUUGCCUGAGCACAUUGCAAGACGUACAAAAUUGUCGUGCUAUAACAAGAAUACUCACGUCGAAAUCGGUUUCAAUCUGAGUACCAAUUUUCUGCGCGUGAUAGAACUAUGUCGCAAUGAAAAAACCUAUAAUACAUACUACACAAAAUUUAGACUGAUAAAAUCGAUUGGAGGAUACCAGAAAAGUUAUCCUAGGCCGUCAAAAUGGAUGGUUGGAGAUUAUUUCGGAAAGAUAGAUAUUAACUGGCAAUACAACUUCAACGAGCAGCUUAUCACACUUGCAAAACUUUUGAAUUCGAGUGAAAUAGCGAAGUCCCAUCUAACGAAAUCAAAACAGUUUUUAUCCCGUGGACAUAUGACGGCAAAGGCCGAUUUCAUUUAUGGUGCUUUACAAUCGCUUACUUUUUGGUACAUAAACGCGGCUCCUCAAUGGAUGUCCUUCAAUGCUGGCAACUGGGAAAUUCUUGAGAGCAAUGUCAGGAACUUUGCUACUGAUCGUUCUUUGGAUCUAGAUGUUUACACGGGUGUGCACGGUCAAAUGACCUUGCCCAAUGCUCGUGGCAAACAGGAAAAUAUAUAUCUCUACGUCAAUGGUACGACUAAAGCCGUUCCUGUUCCCAAAUUCUAUUGGAAAAUAAUCUACGAUCCACGAAGCCAGAAGGGUACCGCGUUUGUUGGUUUGAAUGAUCCCUUUAUCAAGUCGAUCACGGAAGAUAUCUACAUAUGCUCGGAUAUCAGUUCCACGAUCGAAUGGCUUGACUGGAGACCAAACGAUAUCAAAGCUGGUAUCUCUUAUGCGUGUACCAUCGAUGAUCUACGUGAAGCAGUACCAACCAUACCUAAAUUUAAAACCGUUGGUCUUCUAACGUAAAAAUCGAUAAGAAUAAUUUCGAAAAUAUUUGAAUACUUCGCAAAA